Cucumis melo (muskmelon) is the source of this 1708-nucleotide messenger RNA. RefSeq names its product 3-hydroxyisobutyryl-CoA hydrolase-like protein 5. Gene Ontology annotation, molecular function: 3-hydroxyisobutyryl-CoA hydrolase activity. The transcript is spliced from 16 exons. Lineage: Eukaryota; Viridiplantae; Streptophyta; Magnoliopsida; Cucurbitales; Cucurbitaceae. The record is from RefSeq and is a predicted model, not a curated record. Bases 240 to 1406 code for a protein of 388 amino acids. Gene Ontology annotation, biological process: L-valine catabolic process.
AGUCUUUUGAAAAACAAAGAUGGGUUGGUAGUAUUUUAGUCUGUUUAAGGUUCUGUUAGCUUCACCAGCAGUAGCCACCUAAAUGUGACCUUAAGACUAGAAUUUCUUCUUUGGUUGGUGGGAUUUUAAUGAUUGGUGAUUGAAAACCCGUUGGGCUUGGAUUUUUCGGUUCUUUCGAUCUGCUGCUCUCCUUUUGAUUGCUCGUUUUGCUAGAUUCAAUCCAGAAUUUCGACUUCGGAAUGGCGCUGGAAGUUGUCAAACCAGAGGAAGAGGUUGUUCUGGGAGAAGAAGUUGGAAAUGUUAGGUUGAUUACGCUUAACCGGCCAAGGCAAUUGAAUGUCAUCUCAUCUAAAGUGGUUUCUCUGCUGGCUGGAUACCUGGAGAAAUGGGAAAAAGACGAUGAAGGGAAACUUAUAAUCUUUAAGGGAGCUGGUCGAGCCUUUUCUGCUGGUGGAGACUUGAGGAUGUUCUAUGAAGGCAGGAAUAAAACAGAGGAUUCAUGCCUUGAAGUUGUCUACCGAAUGUAUUGGCUCUGCUAUCAUGUUCACACGUAUAAGAAAAUGCACGUUGCACUUGUACACGGAAUUGCAAUGGGAGGAGGUGCAUCAUUUAUGGUGCCAAUGAAAUUUUCAGUCGUCACAGAGAAAACUAUUUUUGCCACUCCAGAAGCAAGUAUUGGAUUUCACACUGACUGUGGUUUCUCGUAUAUGUUUUCUCGCCUUCCGGGAUACUUGGGUGAAUUCUUGGCCUUGACCGGGUCCAGAUUGAACGGCAAAGAAUUGGUUGCAGUUGGAUUUGCAACACAUUUUGUCCCUUCUGAUAAAUUGGAUGAACUAGAGACACGUUUGAUUAGUUUGAACUCCCAUGAUGAAAAUUCAGUUCGAUCUGCAAUUGAAGAUUUUUCUUUAGAAGUUCAGCUGGAUGAAGAUAGUGUCUUGAAAAGGCAAUCUGUAAUUGACAAGUGCUUUUCAAAGGAAACUGUUGAAGAGAUAAUAACCUCUUUUGAAGCCGAGGCAAGCGUUGAAGGAAAUGGUUGGAUAAUUCCCGUCCUGAAGGGACUAAAGAGAUCAUCCCCUACAGGACUGAAAAUAACUCUAAAAUCGAUACGCAAAGGUCGAUUACUAACACUGCAAGAAUGUUUGAAGAAGGAAUUCAGGCUGACAAUGAACAUUCUACGCACCCUUAUCUCUGGAGAUGUUUAUGAGGGUAUUAGAGCUCUCACCAUCGACAAAGACAAUGCUCCUAAGUGGGACCCACCAUCUCUUGACAAGGUUGACGACGAUAAGGUAAACGAAGUAUUUCAGCCUUAUGGGGAAGAUUUGGAACUCCAAGUACCCAUAGACGACGAACAAAGGUGGAGUGGUAAAUAUGAAGAUUCCAUUUAUGCAACUUUGAAAAUGGAGUGAGUAAGACAAUUGCAAUACAAAGUUUCUCAUGUUCUGCAGUAGCUGUUAUGGUUGGAAUAAUCUUCUUUAUCUUCUUUUAUCAACUGCCUCAUUAUGCCUAUCACAAGUAUAUCCUUUAUAAUCUAAUACAUAUUUACAUGCAAAGCAGUGAUUUACAAAUUUUGAUGUAUUAAUGUUAUCUUGUUUACCGAAAAUUAAAUUUGUGAAGAGGGCGUAGAAGGUAAUUGUAAGAGGAGAGUCGUAACUUGUAGUAACGACUUGUUCACAACAAAAUCUGCAUUGAUCAAAUUAAUGUUAAACUA